This is a messenger RNA of Fragaria vesca subsp. vesca, 1825 nucleotides long. RefSeq lists its product as uncharacterized. NCBI's taxonomy places the organism in Eukaryota, Viridiplantae, Streptophyta, Magnoliopsida, Rosales, Rosaceae. The coding region runs from base 180 to 1268 and encodes 362 amino acids. The transcript has 14 exons. The record is from RefSeq and is a predicted model, not a curated record.
ACUCUGUUAAUGAUCCCUCUUAUCUCUCUCUCUCUCUAUAUAAAUACAUCCAAAAUCGAUUUUUCCUAUUCUCUCUGUUUAUAAGAUCAGAUAUACAAACACAGUGAGAUAAGAAAAGAGUUCAUUUGCCCAGAGAGUCUCUCUCUAUUUCUCCGCUGCUUUUGGAAAAAAAGAAGAAGAUGAUUUUGUUGGAAUCAAUACUGGAAAAGGGUAAUUGCUUCCGUCUGGACUUGCAGUUGCUUAUCCUUUACAUAGCUCUGGCCGUCUUCAAUGGCGCUCUUGCUGCGAUUGCGUUUUCUCAGCUGGUCAGGAUUCACAUGCGCAAUCAACAAAUUGGAUGGACACGCCAAAAAGUACUCCACCUCAUGAUUGGCUGUUCUAACUUGGGUUACUUCCUCUAUUUUACAUCUACACUGAUUGCCACUUGUAAGCAGUGGUUUUGCUGGUCUAAUGUCUGCGGGUUCAUUCUGAUGGCCUACCCAGAAGUUCUGUUUCUUGCAGCUUUUCUUCUAGUCCUAUCCUUUUGGGUGGACCUUUGCCAUCAGGCAAAUGAUGAAGAGGAGGAGGAUGAUGACAGUAAUAUACAGCAUGCCUUGUUGGUAAAUUCGCAGAACAAACACCAUUCAUCAAACACAGAUGGUCAUAGGAUUUGUUGCUCGUUCCCAAGCAUUCACGUUGGAAGUCACCAAAAAUUUGCGAUUGCGGUUGUUGGGUUUGUCCUAAUCUUGAUGAUGUCAUUUUCUGUCAUGAUCUGGAUUGGUGUGGGGAAGAAUUCCAUUGAUUCUUCAGUAGUUGCUCAGGUAUAUGAAGACUUUCUCGCCUUUACAGUCCUUUUUUUAGGAGGUGGAUUAGGUUGCUAUGGCAUUCUGCUGCUUCGUAAGUUAAGGAAAGUACGGUCUGAGAAAGCUUCAUCUGAAAUGUGGAAGGUUGGCGGUUUAGCAGUUGCUUCUGUUGUAUGCUUUACAUCAAGUGCAUUAGUAGCUCUUCUUACUGAUAAACCUCUAUAUGAUCCUUGGAGUCUGAAAAAAGCAUAUGGCGGGAAAGCGCUAAUUUUCCUGAUGCUGUACUAUUUUAUAGGCUCUUGGGUACCCUCAGCUUUUGUAUUGUGGUUCAUGAGAGAAUUGCCACCCCCAAUCACUAAUCGCCGACGGGAACAAUCAACAACAAUUGCAUUCAUCAGCCACGCUGGAGUGGGGCCACAGCAUCCUCGUCAAUGGGCUACUGUAACAAGUUCAAAUAAUCAGGCGUCGCGACCAAGUCCCGUAUAAGGAAAACUCAUGUAGCUCUCAAUGUUAUCUUGUCUCUGAAGAAGAGAUUUUGAGAAUGCUGAUGCACAAAUGCAAAUGUUUCUAGACUAAUGCACUGCAGACGAAGUUCAAAUGAACAUGGAGGCUCACCUGUCAUCCUGUACUACCAUUUUUACUGCAGACGUGGAUCCUACCGACUUUUGCCUUUGGUUCAUGUACAGAGUUGUAUCGCAGGACUGCUAGAGGCACAUUCUGCAAUGAAUGCUUUCCAUCACUGCAAAAGUUAAUCAUCCUUGUUUGCAAGCCAAUGUGCUACCCCUGUUACAGUCUCUACUUGCAUGUUGCAGUCAUACCUGGUAUAGAGAGAUUGCAGCUCUAAUAUCUUGCAGAAGGCCCUCCAAUCCAAGAUGCAUACUUUGCACAUCUGAGAUGUUUGUGCUGGCUUCCAUAUAGUCCAUUACCACAUUGAUAAUCUUCAUUGUUUCAAGCAGCUUUAAACCUGGCACAUAAUGCCACCUGUUCCGCUGAAGCCGCUGAAGAUAUAGGGAUAGCAAAAACUGCUUUGAAAUUCCCCUUUU